AUGCGGACGCUGCUCGUCCUGGCGUGCCUCGUGGGGGUGGCCUGCGCGUUCUCGGUCAAGAGCUGGCUGCGGCGUGUCAAGCCGGAUGACUCGGAGGAAAAUGCGGUUUUGAAGAGCAGGCAUCGGUACUAUCUGUACAGGUACGCGUAUGCGUACCCUCCGCAGAGGCGGUAUCGGGGCAGUGACUCAUCAGAAGAAGAAGGGGACGGCUCUGAGGAGGAGGACGAGGAGGACUGCAAUGGCCAGGUGGGAACCAGCACAGGCAAAUCUUCUGGCAAGGGUGGUAAAGGUGAGGACUCUGAAAACGAAGACAGUGAUGAGAACGAGGAGGAGGAGGAGGAGGAGGAAGAGAACGAGGAGGAGGUAGAGGAGAACGGGCAGGGAGUUAACGGCACGAGCACCAACACCACCGCAGAAGGAGAGAGCACUCAUGGCAAUGGCACCGCCGCAGCAGAGGAAGGCAAUGGCACAGCUGGUGAGGAGGAGGAGGAGGAGGAAGCAGAAGAAGAGGAGGAGGAGGAAGGGGAGGAGGAAGAGGAAGAAAGCGAAGCGACAACCGCCAUCAGCACGACCGUUAACGAGGGGCUUUCUGCCACAACCACCCCGGGAGACACGAGCUCCCCAGACACCACCACAGCGGCUGAUGACCAGUGGGAGUAUGAGAUGACAGUCAGCGGCAUAGAGCGCCACACUGGCGACUACAACUAUGGCCAUGAAGGGGGGGACGCCCGCGGGGACAGCUACCGGGCCUACGAGGAUGAGUACAGCUACUACAAGGGGCACGGCUAUGAUGUUUACGGUCAAGAUUACUACUACAGCCAGUGA
Messenger RNA from Tinamus guttatus (white-throated tinamou), 825 nucleotides. Lineage: Eukaryota; Metazoa; Chordata; Aves; Tinamiformes; Tinamidae. The record is from RefSeq and is a predicted model, not a curated record.